CGACAACCGGCCCGGCUCGGCGGCGGGAAUGUAGCUUGAAAGUGCUUGGGCCCAGUACCCCGGGAUCCGCGGAUUCGCUGUCGCCUGUGAGUGGAGGUCAAGAAGUGUCAUUUGGCUAAUAUCGGUGUGUUUCCAUCUCCCUCCUUGAACCUUACAUGAAAAACCAGAGAAGUGGACAACCAAAGAAAAAGGUCUGCAAGUACCUCCCUCCUCCUGGAUCCUAAAAAGGAAGCAACGGGAAUUUCUACUCUACUUACUGUAACUGGCAGAGAAUUAUGAACAGAUGGUGGACAUUCCCCGAGGCUGUGGCACAGUCCUCAGCAGAGAAAUGAGAAAAAUACCAAAUAAUGGGAACCUGAAGAUGAUGAAGGCGGCAUACCCCCUGGGACUGUUCGUGUGCCUGUUCAUCUAUAUUGCCUAUAUCAAGUGGCACUGGGUCUCCACCACUCAGGCCUUCUUCAGCAUCACUGAGGCAUCUGCAGGGGACCACAGGAGCCAGCAGACCCGAAAUCCCCUGGGGAUGACUACACAUGGUCAAAAGAUCUUCUAUGGCAUCAUGUUUGAUGCAGGAAGCACUGGCACCCGCAUGCAUAUCUUUCAAUUCACCUGGCAGCCUGGAGGUACUCCCACAUUGACCCAUGAAACCUUCAAAGCACUGCAGCCAGGUCUUUCUGCUUAUGCUGAUGACAUUGAAAAGAGCACUACAGGUAUUCAAGAAUUACUGGAUGUUGCUAAACAAGAGAUUCCUUUUGACUUCUGGAAGACUACCCGCUUAGUCCUCAAGGCCACAGCUGGUUUACGUCUGUUACCAGGAGAAAAGGCUCAGAAUUUACUACAAAAGGUGCAAGAUGUGUUUAAGGCAUCACCUUUCCUUGUAGGGGAUGACUGUGUUUCCAUCAUGAACGGAACAGAUGAAGGCAUUUCAGCCUGGAUCACCAUCAACUUUCUAACAGGCAGUUUGAAAUCCCCAGGAAGCAGCAGUGUGGGCAUGCUGGAUUUGGGCGGAGGGUCUACUCAGAUCACCUUCCUUCCAAGAGUCGAGGACACCCUUCAGACCUCUCCACCUGGCUACCUGACAUCACUGCAGAUUUUUAAUAGGACCUACAAGCUGUAUUCCUACAGCUACCUGGGGCUUGGAUUGAUGUCAGCACGGCUGGCGAUUCUGGGCGGUGCAGAGGGGAAGCCUGUUGAGGAUGGAAAGGAGUUGGUCAGCCCUUGUUUGUCUCCCAGUUUCAAAGGAGAGUGGGAACAUGCUGAAAUAACAUACAGAAUUUCAGGGCUGGAGGCAGCAGAGAACCUGCACCAGCUGUGUGCCCAUAGAGUAUCGGAGGUCCUCCAGAACAAAGUGCACAGCACAGAGGAAGUGAAGGAUGUGGAGUUUUAUGCUUUUUCCUACUAUUAUGACCUCGCAGUAAAUGUUGGCCUCAUAGAUGCGGAGAAAGGAGGCAGCCUAGUCGUCGGAGACUUUGAGAUUGCAGCCAAGUACGUGUGCCGGACAGCAGAGACACAACCACAGAGCAACCCCUUCACAUGCAUGGAUCUCACCUACAUCAGCUUGUUGCUUCAAGAGUUUGGCUUCCCGGGAAACAAAGUGCUAAAGCUGACUCAGAAAAUCAACAAUGUUGAGACCAGCUGGGCUCUGGGAGCCAUUUUGCAUUAUAUUGAUUCUCUGAGUGGACAGAAGAGUAGGACCUCGUAGUGGCUGAGCUGCCCAGGGUCCUCACAGCAGUGGCUCUGUCUCUGCAAGAACAGACCCUUUGGAAUCCUUUGACGUGUUGGGAGGAGGCCACAGCUCAGGCUGAGACUCCUCCUCUCUACAGCCUUGCAGACCUGCCCCUGGAGGGACAGAGGACUGGAACUUAGUCCAGGCCGAACACUUCCUUCGAACUGCCUCAGCUCCAGGUGGGCAGUGAAUCAGACAGAGAAAGGGUACCUGCCAAGACCAGGAUGAUGUAGUUGCACUAUAACCACUGCCCAAUCUGUAGGGUUUAGCAGCUGUGAUAUUUAUCCCUGUGACUGGAGUCUUGUUUUAUGUACCUGCCCCUAUCUACCCCCACUUCCCCAAGGCAGACCUCCACUUUCUCCCCCAGAAUUAGUGGGGAGGUUGUGCAGGUUGUCUUGGUAGCUCUCAAGCCAAGUUGGAACCAUCAUGCCCUCUGAGACAGAGACUGUGGGUUGGGCAGGACACUGUGAACUCUGGACUUAAACAUGUUUGUUCCUCCUUGGGUGUGGACAUGUGAAGUCAUACAGAGGCCUCUUUCCUUAGUCCUUGGAUGGCUUAUGGUUAACCGAUAGAGUUGACAUUAUGAAUAGAUGGAGGGGCUAGGGGAAGUACCUCUUCAUGGCCCUCAUGUGCCCCAGCUCUUCAAGGAAGGCUGAAUAUGAGCGUGAACUGCAGUAAAAAUAUUUGUGGCUAUGCUGUGUGAGUCAUGUGUCUGUUGUGGAGUGCUGAGCGCUUAUGUGGCCACUGUGUUCCGAGCCCCAGUGAAUGUUGCUGUCAUGAACCAUGUACAGCCAAACAGUGUGAGGAGACACAAGCCCCCGUGAGUCAUUCAGCUCUGCAGUCUCCAGAACUGCCCUCUUGAAACUGUUCUCUUGUGGCUCUUCCUUCUCAAGCUCCACAGGACACUGACUCAGCCUUCUAGUGUCUGCAGUGCAAGUGUGAUCCCAGGUUCACAGUUGUUCUCUGGUGAAUGUAGUGUACACGAGAUAACCGAAUCUCUUGUGUUCCACUCAUAAUAAAGGUUUAGCAAUUACCAAGAGUUACUGCUCCUCUGUGAUUCCUCUCGGUGAAUAUCAGCAACAGUCACUCCUAACACCGGCAGAAGGACCUAAAAGGUAACGAUCAGUAAGUGAGGUGAUAAAGGGCCCCACUCAGCUCUACAUCUGGAGGCUUUCAAACCCCAAACUAUGUGCCACAUUGCCUCCAAAGUUAGUGUGUCUCCAGACAAAUUUUUCCUCCUCACAUCAGACCUUUAAACACAGCUGUUUAUCAAAAGCAGUUCUCUCCACUAAAGAAUCAUC
Messenger RNA from Pteronotus mesoamericanus, 3024 nucleotides. RefSeq names its product ectonucleoside triphosphate diphosphohydrolase 6 (gene ENTPD6). Lineage: Eukaryota; Metazoa; Chordata; Mammalia; Chiroptera; Mormoopidae. The record is from RefSeq and is a predicted model, not a curated record. Gene Ontology annotation, cellular component: Golgi apparatus. The transcript has 16 exons. Gene Ontology annotation, molecular function: hydrolase activity. Bases 284 to 1699 code for a protein of 471 amino acids.